AUGACUGAAUUUUUUUUGGUGGCAGUGGGAGAUGUGGAUGACGGCGGCCCCGGCGUGACAAUGCGCGACGCCGACUACAGCAACACGCACCAAAAUCACUACUACUUUUUGUACGAAAAUGCGCGUGAUGAGACUCCGUGGAAGUAUACAUUGCUCCAUCCUGGCGAGACAGUCUUCAUUUCGGUCUGCCCUACCUUUUCAGGUCGCAUCGUUCGCGGCAGGCUGGACGAGAACCUUGACGGGACGGCCAAGCACAAUCUGGGAACUUGGAUCGAGGUGGCUUGGGAAGCGCAAGACAAUACCACGGCGUCAAACUCGUCAACGCGGUCUUGGGGAGACGUCUCGCUGCUUGAGGGGUGUGAUGGGGGAGCGGUGAUGCUUGCUACGGAUGGGAGUGGGGUGGUGACUGGGUUCAGUCGAAACAUUCUCAGGGAAGCGCCAGAGGGUGCGCUGGCGAGAAAGGCGAAUGGGAGUCUUGUGCUGGGCAAGACUGUUGGGUCUGAGGCUAAUGAAGAGGCGAUGAGGUGGGAGCUCAAGGUGUUGGACCCGUUGAGGGAGGCUUUUAUUGUUGAAGAUGUUAAGCCGGUGAUUGUGACGGAGAAUGGGAGGUGGGAUUUGACAUUUUACGCUGGGAUUUAUUGA
Messenger RNA from Podospora anserina S mat+, 642 nucleotides. RefSeq lists its product as uncharacterized. Lineage: Eukaryota; Fungi; Ascomycota; Sordariomycetes; Sordariales; Podosporaceae. The coding region runs from base 1 to 642 and encodes 213 amino acids. The transcript has 2 exons. The record is from RefSeq and is a predicted model, not a curated record.